GUCCUUCCAUCAGUAAAUGUCAACUGUGUGACUCUGGUCCCGAGCGCCACUUUUUCUUUUGGUGGUCACCAUGGACAAGCCGGCUCCCGAGCCCCAAGUCGGAGGCCCCCCGGUGGGACCGGAGACCCCGACUGCCGGAGAUGUGCCCCAGGUGGGAAUGGUUGCUAAGCUUUUGGGGUGCCGUUGGCUGCCUCCGGUCUACAGGGAGGAGCUCUAUGAGGUGUUGAAGCUCAUGGGACCCCUGCUGCUGUUCCACAUCCUGAACUUCCUGCAGCCUCUCGUCAUCUCCAUCUUCUGCGGUCACAUUGGCACCGCGGAGCUGGCCGGAUACGCGCUGGCGUCUGCGAUCAUCAACGUGAGCACCACGGUGAUCGUGCAGGGCCUCACCAUGGCUUGUGACACGCUCAUCUCUCAGACGUACGGCAGCAAGAACCUGGAGCGCGUGGGCGUCAUCCUGCAGAGGAGUUCGCUCAUCCUUCUGCUCUUCUGCUUGCCCUGCUGGGCCGUGCUCAUCAACGCCCACCACCUGCUGCUCCUCAUGCACCAGGACCACCACGUUGCCAGAAUCGCGCAGCUCUACAUGAUGGCCUUCCUCCCGGCCGUUCCAUCUACGUUCCUGCAUCAGCUGCAGGUGGCCUACCUGCAAAAUCAGGGCAUCAUCCUGCCUCAGAUGUACACAGCAGCGUUGGCCAACCUUUUCAAUUUGGGGGCCAACUACGUCUUGAUCGUCAGCCUCAAGAUGGGCGUCGUCGGUUCGGCCGUGGCCAACAGUCUGGCUCAGGUGGCCAUCUGCCUGCUACUCUACGCCUACAUCCGAUGGAAGAAGCUCCACAGGCACACGUGGGGAGGCUGGUCCACCGAGUGUCUGCAGGACUGGGGCUCCUUCAUGAGGCUGGCGGUGCCCAGUAUCUUCAUGGUGUGCUUUGAGUGGUGGAUCUGGGAGAUUGGAGGCUUCCUUGCAGGUGUGCUGGGCGAGGCGGAUCUUGCGGCCCAGCACGUGAUGGUGGAGAUAUCCGCCAUUACGUACAUGUUUCCGCUGGGCAUCCAAACAGCUGCCUGCGUUCGUGUGGGCAACGCCCUGGGAGCAGGAGACACCGCCAGAGCCAUCCUCUCAUGUAAAGUAGCGCUGGUCCUAUCAGGACUGCUGGCCGUGCCCCAGGGUAUCGUAAUUGUCAGCACCAAGUCCGUCCUGGGCUACGUUUUCACGUCAGACGAAAACAUAGUUGCCAUGGUGUCCGAGAACCUCACCAUCUACACAUUCCUGCAGUUUUUUGACUCAAUCCUAUGUGUGUGCUCCGGAAUUCUGGUCGGCUGCGGAAUGCAGAAGAUCGCCGCUGCGUCCAACCUGGUGAGCUACUACUGCAUCGGCCUGCCAAUAGGGGUCGCCCUCAUGUUUGCCGCCCGCCUCCGAAUAUUCGGCUUGUGGCUGGGUCUCCUGACGUGUGUAUGCCUUGAGGCGUCUUUCUUCCUCAUUCUUAUUUUCAAGCUCAACUGGAAAAAAGUCACCAAGGAGGCUGAGAAGCGAGCUGGGAAGAAAGUUCUGGUGCUGAACGAAGUGACGUUGUGCGACCGCUCGGUGGACGGCCAGGAAGCUUCAAAGAGUCAGGAUCGGGAGGCCAAGGACAAACCGGGGAAGUGGCUCUCCGCCACGCAGCUCGUCUUGCGGAGGGGCUUUGCCCUCUUGGCGGCGGUCAUCACGCUCGCGGUGGGCGUUGCCGUUCACCUCGCCUUUCCCGUUCCGGAAAUCUCGAUGUCCAACUCAGUGAACUUUACCAAAAUCUGGACCAAUGCGUCCACGGACACGCCCUCGACUUGGGCGGAACCAACUCCCAUGGACCUCUCAAUACGCAGCGUUUUUUAAAAUUAUUAUUAUGAAACUAAAUCGUUGCACACUAACCUUUCCAUACUAAACUACUCUUUUACUGUAAAUGAUUUGUUCAUGUUUUUGUUUUACUUAUUAAUAUUACUUGUGGAGGCGUGUUGCUAGGCAGACUUCACAGGGCUCAGUAAUCUCUGCACCGUAAGAAAAACAACAAGCAGAGCCAUGUGGAUUAAUUUAGCCACUAACUACUAAACCCGUCUGUAUUCCAUCCAUCCAUCCUUCUUCGCCCAUCCAAGGUUGAGUCUACUCUGUAUUCAUUAUGUUUGCUGGGUCACUUGUUGCUGGACAGAUUUCAUGGGGCACAAUCAUUUGUGCCCCAGAUGCCAAACGAGACGUGUACUCGCAGAUUAAUUUUGUCAACGAAUAACUAAAAUAUGCAGCACGGUGAAUGACUGGUUAGAGCGUCUGCCCCACAGUUCUGAGGACUGGGGUUCAAUCCCCGGCCCCGCCUGUGUGGAGUUUGCAUGUUCAAAUUUGGUAGGCAUGUCUAUAAAGAGUAGACCCACAAAAAAGUCUCAAGAAGCCAUGCCCCAAAAGACAUGUUUACCACACUGUCAAGAAGAACUGUUUCCACGAGUUGUGUGCAACAACACGCAGACAUGCACACACCCUUGCUGGUGUUAAUGGCAGCACAGCGUGACACCGAUUGCGGUUUUCAUACAGGAAAUCUCGGGCAAACUCAGCGAGGCGCCUGAGCCGACGUCGCCCGUUGUGAUGAGUGACGGAAGCAGAGGUGAUUCCAGGUUGAUUUGGAAUGCACUCUACACUUGUGUGCACCAGUGUUGACACCUUUAUCCUGCGAGCUGGUGUUUAACACAAAAAUAUGUUUUUAUUCCUUUAAUUCAACCUUUUAAAUCUUUUUUAGCUAGCUACGUUCUUCCAAGGAUUUUCCCAAAGGAUUUUGGUGAAAAUCCAACAUUAACAAAAUCAAAAUAACAACUUGCUCAUGUUAGCCAGAAAUGCUAACACCAUGUGAUGAAAACUAACAACGCUCGCAAUUUAGCAUUACUCAUCUGUCAUAUCUGAGUACAUGCAGUCUAAAUUUUGUGGUGAUGGGUGAAUUCUCUCAGAGUAUGUUUGAGUACAGUACGAUGCCUGGAAAUAGUGAAAAAUGGUACUUUCAAAUGAAAGUUUUUCUACGUGCUGUCCUGAUAAACAUGCGGCACAAAAGAGGAAUGAAUAUUUAUUACCUUGCGAUUACAAAAAUAAGAAGCCAAUAAA
Messenger RNA from Phycodurus eques (leafy seadragon), 3103 nucleotides. RefSeq names its product solute carrier family 47 member 1 (gene slc47a1). Gene Ontology annotation, molecular function: xenobiotic transmembrane transporter activity; antiporter activity. NCBI's taxonomy places the organism in Eukaryota, Metazoa, Chordata, Actinopteri, Syngnathiformes, Syngnathidae. Gene Ontology annotation, cellular component: membrane. Gene Ontology annotation, biological process: xenobiotic detoxification by transmembrane export across the plasma membrane. The record is from RefSeq and is a predicted model, not a curated record. Bases 71 to 1861 code for a protein of 596 amino acids. The transcript has 17 exons.